GAUGACAGUUGCUUCAGCACCCAAAUCAAGCACAGCUUGUACUGGAAUGUUGUUAACUGUUAGGGUGAUCAGUAGACUUGGGCCCCUAGACAUUGUGCGACCAACUUGUGGGGCUAGACUUCCUGGACUUGUCAGUUUAUCUGUGGAGGUUGAUGAACUAAACUCCUUAGCACCCUGACUGUGCUGGGCUGUUAGACUUGGGGGUCUCCUGCACUCCCGUUGAAAAUGUCCUUCACCCCCACAUCUACAACAUAUUGAACUGGGGCUUGGUGAGCGAGUUCUUGGCCGGUUACCCUGCAGCAGGUUUGGUUGACCUUUCCUCCUCUCUGGGCUGUCUGAGCGGCAGUCUAGCUGACUUGAAGCUGUAGGUUGAUCAAGCUUUUUUUUUUUCAAUUUGCUCCAGUUUUUCCAUCAAAACCUGAAAUUGGCUUACAGUUACAUAGUUUUGUUUGAUCUUUUCAAAUGAAUCGGCCAAACAUGCUGUUUUUUCAGUCAGGGCUGCAAACUGAUCUGCUGUUACAUAACUUGGGCUUUGAACUCUAUGAGAUGUCACAGGAAGUUCAUAAGGCAUGUUUUCCUCAUCUGCCCAGGAUAUGCGUCGGGCCUGAGUCCUUGUAUUAACAUCUCUGCCCAAAGUAGCACGAUAGUUAUGCUCAUGUGCUUCUGCAAGUCGUUGAGCUUCCAAGAGGGUGUGUGGGUCUCGAUUCAUUACUUCAUAUGCCACUUUAUGUUUUUUAAGCCCUUUCAGGAAUGCAUCAAUCGCAAGUUGGUCUUGAAGUUGUAAAUCCACACCAGGGUAAGCAAAUGUGAUCAGCCGUCUGACCUCCUCUGCAAACUCGGCCGAGGACUCCUUGAGUUGACGUAGCUCUCCCAAUUUUCUCCUAGCUAUGGUUGGAGGGUCUCUUUGACCGAAACGCUGAGUGAGCUGUUCCUUUAAUAUUGUGUAAUCUUCUCUAAUGUGUUCUGGUAGGGAGCAGACAUACUUGAUGGCAGCACCUCUCAGACACUCAAGCGGUUUGUCAACUCAUUGGGUGCUGCACCAACUAUAUUUUCUGGUCAUUCAAAUGGCAAGAGAAAUGAGUCCCAAUCUUCUGUGCCAUCAUAAGGGGCUAGUUUCACCUUAUGCCCUUCUAAAGAAGCAUGCUGGUGUGGUUGAGAAGGGCUGCGAGAUCUAUAAUUGCCAGGGUAAGCUGAUGCUGAACGGUUAUCUCUAGGCCUUACAUCAGGGUCGGAAGUGUGACUUGUUCUGCUUGGGCCUGCAUUCCGUUCUGUCUGCUGUAUCACCUCUAAUUCUGCAGCAAAAAGGACCACUAGUCAUGUUGCUGGGUCCCUGUGGGAUCUCCCAUGAAGAUGGUUGGGUAGGAUUUAAGUGAGUACGCCUCUCAGAUGCUCUUUCAGUGUUUAAGCCUCGUGGGGGAGCAGGGUUAUUCUCACGUAUUUGAUGAAGUAUUGGAGUAAGCAUCAUUUGCAGUUGCUGAUUACUUUUAUCUUGAUCGUCUAGCACUGCUUUCAGCCAUGUAGGUGGAUUGUCAGGAUCAGACACUGUAGCGCUCGCUUCCAUAACUUUUUCAUCAGUCAUUUUUCUUUUUUGUCUUUUAUUUUAUUUAUUUAUUUAUUUUCACGCUUUCUUCCUCAGAUAUGCUGCUGCAGAACCCUGUUUAAUUUCCUUCUUCUUCUAUUUUUUUAUUCACAUUCUCUUCCUCAGAUAUGCUGUUGCAGAACCCUGUUUAAUUUCCUUCUUCUUCUUUUUUUAUUCACAUUCUCUUCCUCAGAUAUGCUGCUGUAGAACCCUGUUUAAUUUUCUUCUUUUUUUUAACUCACAUUCUCUUCCUUAGAUAUGCUGCCGCAGAACCCUGUUUGAUUGAGUCUCAACGUUCUUAUAUGUGACGUCACUCGCUUGAUCGCUGCCCCGCGAGAGCACAGAGAGAGCAGCGAUAGCACUCUGCUGUUGUUGGUGCUCUUUCUCGGGCACAGAACGGGAUCGUAGUCUUCGUCCAUGCGAGAUGAAGAUUCUCUGGGUGAUUCUAGUGGCUUUCUCUGGACUAAUGGAGACCAUGUCAGAGCGUUUUAAUGUAGUGGGUCCAGCUGCUCCUCUUGUUGUUGAAACUGGUGAAGAUCUGAUUCUGCCCUGUUCUCUUCAGCCCAACAUCAGUGCUGAGGGUAUGAUGGUGGAGUGGCUUAGAACAGAUCUGACUGAUAGACUGGUCCAUCUGUACAAAGAUUAUAAAGACACAAAUAAUGAUCAGAUUAAGACAUACAGAGGGAGAACAGCUCUGUUUAAAGAAGAACUGAAGAAAGGAAACACCUCCCUGAAACUGUCAGCACUCCAACCUUCUGAUGAGGGAACUUACAAGUGUUUAAUUACAUCUGAAUCCUGGUAUGAGGACUUUACUCUUCGUGUUGCAAUUAAUGUACGUUUGAAACUAGUUGGUGCAGCUGCUCCUCUUGUUGCUGAAGCUGGAGAAGAUCUGGUUCUGCCCUGUUCUCUCCAACCCAGCAUCAGUGCUGAGGGUAUGAUUGUGGAGUGGUCCAGACAGCAUGAGACAGACACGCUAGUUCACCUGUAUGAAGAUUAUAAAGACAGAAAUGGAGAUCAGAUGGAGUCUUACAGAGGGAGAACAGCUCUGUUUAAAGAAGAACUGAAGAAAGGAAACGCCUCACUGAUACUCUCAGCUCUCCAACCUUCUGAUGAUGGAGCUUACAAAUGUUUGAUUAGAUCAUUUGGCUGGUAUGAUGAUGUGACUCUGUAUGUUGAAGUUAAAGGAAAAGGAUUUCAUGGUUGGAAGAUUGCCAUUAUCUGCAUUUUUGUUUUUGCUGUUAUUUUAACUGCCUUUAUAGCAUACAUCUUAAAAGAUAAAUACUCUGAAAAGCAGCUCUCUCCUACACAGUGCUCAGUUAUAACCUACAUGCGUCUCCACACCGAGAAUCCCCGCAAAGAGCUGAACCUGAGGAAAUUCAGAACAACAGACAAAGGAUACAGGAGACUCAUUCCAGCUAUCACAAACUGCAGGAAGGCUCAAUUAGCUGGCUGCAAUCUCACUGAGAAGUCUAUUGAAACCUUGAGUACAGCUCUACAGUCAGAAAACUCUGCCCUGAAAGAGCUGGACCUCAGUAACAACGACCUGCAGGGAUCAAAGAUGGAGAAACUCUCUGCUGGAUUGAAAAGUUCAAACUGUAAACUGGAGAUACUCAGAUUAUCUGCCUGUAAACUCAGUAAACACUCAUUUGAGAAUCUGCAGUCAGUUUUGCAAUCAGAAAACUCCUCACUGAAAGAGCUGGACCUCACUAACAACAACCUAGAGGAUUCAGGAAUGGAGAAACUCUCUGCUGGACUGAAGAGUUCACACUGUAAACUGGAGAUACUCAGACUUGUUACGUGUAAACUCAGUAAACAGUCCAUUGAGACUCUUCAGUCAGUUUUACAAUCAGAAAACAACUCUCUGAAAGAGCUGGACCUCAGUAAUAAUGAUCUGCAGGAUUCCAUAGAGAAACUCUCUGCUGGACUCAAGAGUUCACACUGUAAACUGGAAACUUUCAGACUAGCUUUGUGUAAUCUUGGGGAACAGACCUGUGACAGUCUGGGAUCAGUUUUAAAACUAGAAACCUCCCUGAAAGUGCUGGAUCUCAGUAAUAAUGACCUGCAGGAUUCAGGAGUGGAGAAACUCUGUUCUGGACUGAAGAGUUCACACUGUAAACUGGAGACACUCAGGUUAUCUGGUUGUAUGAUCACAGAGAAAGGAUGUUCAUCUCUGGCUUCAUCUUUGAGCUUAAACCUGAAAGAACUGGAUCUGACCUACAAUAACCCAGGAGACUCUGGAGUAAAGGAGCUCUCUGUAAAAAUGAAGGAUCCACACUGCAAACUCAGCACACUCAGGGUGGAGCAUGGAGGAAUUAGCAGAAUGAAAACAGGACUAAAGAAAUACGGCUGUGAUCUCACACUGGAUCCAAACACAGCGCACCCAGUUCUCACUCUGAGUGAAGAAAACAGGAGAGUGGAGUGUGGAGUGAGGCAGCCGUAUCCUGAUCAUCCAGAGAGAUUUGAUGAGUGGUAUCAGGUUCUGAGUAGAGAGAGAGUUACUGGACGCUGUUACUGGGAGGCUGAGUGCAGCAAAGGAGGAGCUGUUGUAGCUCUGAGUUAUAAAACCAUCAGCAGGAAAGGACGAGGUUCAGACUCUGGGUUUGGAGGGAAUGAAAAGUCCUGGAGUCUGGAGAUCGAUAAUAACAGAUACUUUAUUCAUGACAAUAAAAACAGUUACUCUGUUAUUCACAAUAAUAACAGAACUGCUCUCCCUCCUCCUCCCUCUCCCUCUUUCAUAGUAGGAGUGUAUGUGGACUGUCCUGCCGGCACUCUGUCCUUCUACACCAUCUCCACACCUUCACACACACACCUACACACAUUCUACACCACAUUCACUGAAGCGCUCUAUGCUGGGUUUGAUGUUUGGGGUUCUUUAAGUAUCUGCGAUAAAGAUAAACUUAUUUGACACUAGUAAUUUACUUUGGAAAACUCCCCGUUACUGAGUAAAAAAUAAAAUGCUGGGAAAAAAAAUAAGUAAACCAAUACAGAACACGAUUUGUUCCAUAUUUCCAUAAAUGUCCAAUCCACAUGUCUGACACUCACAUCCACCCUAAACCCCUCCUCCCUCCGCUCCUCUCUUCUGUGUGCUGCUGCUGGUACCUUUUUAAGUCUCCACCACAGACAGUAAGUACUCCGCAAAAUCGGUGCAAAAACACAGGCGUGAGUGUGAAGAGGGGUGUCAGUAGAGAUGAUUAUAAGUUAAGUAGUUAAACGUGUCGGUGAGUGUUUUUGGUGGCUCGCGGUGGACUGUCUGAUAUCAGAUGGAUCAGGAGAGCAACACUGCCCACACUCAGUGUCUCACUGCCCGAGCAUCAGUCUCACAGUCCUUCACCCCCCACUCAUCUCCUGAGACUGAUAUUUUACAGAUAAUUAUCUAGUCGUGCUUUUGCCAGAAGAUGUCAGUGCAUGGGGCAGAGCUUAUUUUAGUAGACUAUUGUGGUUUGAUCAAUUAGUAUGUUGAGUUUUGUCAAAAGAAUGAUUUUAUGGCAAUUUAAAGAACAAAUCUAAAUAAAGUAUAUAUUAAAUUCUUAUAUAUUUUCUAAUAUAUAAGAAUUUAAUACAUACUUAUUUAUUUUGAUUUGUUGAUCCACAAUGUCUCCGGGAGAUCACUGGACACGGUAUUCCUCACAAAAAUAUAAACAUUUUAACACAAAAUAUUUUUGGCGUCCCUUAAUUCUAAAAGGUGGCAACCCUAGUUAGCUAGUUAAUCUAGCUGUGCGAUGUUACGUGCUCAACCUGCAUCCACAAAUAGAGUUUACCUUUCUGAAAGUCUUGGUGGUGAGAGAAACGCCUCAUAAUGUUCCCUGUGUUUAUGUUCCGCUGAUUUUAUCACACAUAGUUUGCGCUGAGUUUUGUUCUCCAUGGCAGCGCAGCUGAACUUUUUCCAGUAAUGGUUAUUUUGGUUAGCGGGUAAGACGCUGUGUAAAUCAGCUGUGUAGCCUGGGGUCUGUGUAUUUUUUCAUGUUUUUAAUGAUAAUUCCAUAAGUUUUUAUUGGGAACAUUAAACAAUCUGCUUGAAUGUUAAAAAAACAUGUAAAUUGCAGUUAAAGCAGAGCAAUGGUAAGUUAAAAAGUAAUAAUGAACUGUAAAACUAUAAAAAUACGGUUUAUAGUCACAUAUAUGACCAUAACUUUUUAACAGUAAAGAAAAAAAAUGGAUCAUAGAAACCUAUGCCACUUGUUCCUGAAAAUGUUUUAUGGGGUGGCUGAACAAAUACUGCCUGAAAGGUCCAAAUUAUUAUGUGGAAUAAUAGUUCAUUUACAACAAUUUAAUUUAUGAUUUGUUGUACUUUUUUUUUAUCAAAUAAUUAAAAGUAACUAUGUAAAGUUUACUCAAAGUACAUUAUUUUUUAUUACUCAAAGUACAUAAAUUGAGUACUUUUUUACUUUUACUCAAGUAGAUUUUUAGAUGGGUACUUUUACUUUUGUAGAAUUUUAGCAAAGUAAAGGUACUUUUACUUAAUUACAAAUUUUCAGUACUUUUUCCACCUCUAAAUGAGUGUGUGUGACAGAGAAACUGUGUGUAUGUGUGUGUGUGUGGGUGUGUUUGUGAUUGUGUGCGCCCUUAUCCAAUCUUCAUCAUUAAUAAUCUACAAUUCAGCACAAUAUUACUGAUAAUUAAUCAAUAUUCUGAUUACUGAUCAUCUCUGAGCAUCUACUGUAUAUAAUAUAAACAAUAUGUGUUUUUGAUUUAAUCUUUGAUUGUUGAUUUAUUCUCUAUUGUAAAUUAAAUGUUUGAUUUAUUUUUUGAGUGUGAAUGUUUUGUUUAUGAGUGUGUAUGUGUAUUAUUGGUAAUUGAAUUGUUACGAUUGCUCAUAUAUUUCGCAUGAUUUCGGAAUUUAAUGUUUAUAAAUGUAAAUAUAUUGUUUAUGAUCGUGAGUUUAUUGUUUAUUAUUGGUAAUUAAUCCGUUAUGAUUGUAAAUACAGGGGUUGGACAAUGAAACUGAAACUGGAGAGUUGAGGUGCACAUUGAAUUUGGUUUGGGCAGCUGUGGUUUUAUGUUUUUUGGAUACAAUCCGGGUUAGCACCCAAACAUCCCUUUCAGACAGCUUCCUCUUACAGCGUCCACAGUUAAUCCUGUUGGAUGUGGUUGGUCCUUCUUGGUGGUAUGCUGACAUUACCCUGGAUGCCGUGGCUCUUGAUGCAUCACAAAGACUUGCUGUCUUGGUCACAGAUGCGCCAGCAAGACGUGCACCAACAAUUUGUCCUCUUUUGAACUCUGGUGUGUCACCCAUAAUGUUG
Astyanax mexicanus (Mexican tetra) is the source of this 6819-nucleotide messenger RNA. RefSeq names its product ribonuclease inhibitor-like. Gene Ontology annotation, molecular function: protein binding. The record is from RefSeq and is a predicted model, not a curated record. NCBI's taxonomy places the organism in Eukaryota, Metazoa, Chordata, Actinopteri, Characiformes, Acestrorhamphidae. The coding region runs from base 2004 to 4484 and encodes 826 amino acids. The transcript has 13 exons.